Messenger RNA from Xylona heveae TC161, 4404 nucleotides. RefSeq lists its product as hypothetical. NCBI's taxonomy places the organism in Eukaryota, Fungi, Ascomycota, Xylonomycetes, Xylonales, Xylonaceae. Gene Ontology annotation, cellular component: microtubule organizing center. The record is from RefSeq and is a predicted model, not a curated record. Bases 1 to 4404 code for a protein of 1467 amino acids. The transcript has 5 exons.
AUGGUUUUGGGAAUACAGUCUCAGUACAGAACACAAACAAAAAAUGCGGGGAUUCGCUGGUCGUCACCGACCCAACUACUAGUCCGCCGAUCUGAGGCUUAUGUAUGGCAGAGCGGACGGGAUGCCCAGUUCUCCUCAGUCUAUGGUCGCAUGCGACUCUCGUCGCUCGAGACCCCCGUCAAGUCCACUCUGGACGAUCAGCGCAUCUUUGAUUUGAGUGAACGCCCGGUGCGAGCAGGAACUGAGCCUCGCACACUGAAUCAUCGACACAGCAUUGACGCCGGCAUUCUCGGGCUUCCUUCUAUGGCUCAGCCAAACCUGUAUGCCAUGUCGUCACCUCCGCAAUACCCGAUUCCACCUCGAAAAUCGUCACUCCGUCCGGGUUCAGCUGGGUCAUCUACUUCCCAAGGAUCAUAUGGAUCUCAUAGUUCGCGUGAAUCUCGAGCGACUCAGACAACUCCGCAUUUGCGUGCCGCAAAACAUGACUCCAAACCGUCAGACAUCUCUCUUCCUUUGAGACCGAAAUCAACUUCUGAAAACGAUGAGCGUGACUAUAAUGGUGAAGCAGCAGAGGUGAAGCUCCCCGUGUCUAGCGAUGAAGAGGAAGCUGGUGGAGAUGAGGAUGGUGGAGAAGAAGAUAUUAAAUCAGUCGACGCGACCGAAAUAAAGCUUCCGUCCUCCGACUACGACGAAAACGAACUGCUAGAGGCGACUGACAUUGGGAUCCCUUCCUCGAUUCACGAUGAGAGCAGUGCAUAUCAACCAAAAGUCAAGUUCCAGAGUCCGGAACUCUCGGACUUGCCAGAAAUCGAGAUUACGGAUAUGAGACACACCUCGACCACAGACACAAAGGCACCAAAAGAGGCGACCAAGGAACAAUCAGAAGGCAACGAGUCCAGAUUUACAGACCGGCUUCAACCUUCAAUGAAUGAAGAUGGCGAAAGUAAAUAUACCGAGGAAGGGUUCUCUUCCUUUGUUCCGCCUAUGCAGAGCAAGCCGUCCAUGGGCUCGCUGGACCUUCCGAGAACGAUUAGCAUGAGCAGCAUUCCCUCCAUCAACAGCCCCACACAUCCCCGAAGGAGUGGAAUGACGCUGAAAGAACAAAGUACGACCAUUGACCGCUUGUCAAAGGAAAAUUGGGAUCUCAAGCUGAAAAUUACUUUUCUCAAUUCUGCGCUUAACGAUCGCUCUGACGAAGCAAUCAAGGACAUGAUUGCUGAAAAUGUCGAACUAAAGGCAAGUCUCUUUUCAUCACAGAAGGAGGUUCGAAACUUGCGGAAGACGGUGAAAUCCCUCCAAGACAAGCUUACAGAAAGGGAAGAUGGAGAUGCUCAGCAACGGGAGGCUGAAAAUGCUGGUUCUGACGAUGAGAAGGACUCGCGGUCUUACCGAGAGGUCGAACUAGAAGAAGAAGUGACCUAUUAUAGGAGUAGAAUCGAAGCAUAUGAACGCGAAAUGGAGCGUAUCCGAAAGGAAGGAGUUACGCGUGAGAAUGAAACGCGACGGCUGGCCGAUGCAGUGCGGUCAAUGGGAGAGCGUCGAGGCUUAGACGGGGAUAUCGGAGUCCGCGAAGAAAUCGAUAUGUGGAAAGACAUGUAUGAGACAGAGGCAGCUCGACGUGAGCAAGCCGACGAGGAUGCGCGCAAACUCCGACAGGAUCUUCAAGCUCUCAAGAGUGGCCGAUCGUCGUCGCUUACACCGACCGAUAGUGCUCUCCACAAGAGCAAACGUCUGAAGACCUCUAACUCAAGGCCGGCAUCUCGAGAAACGGAGCAAACCUAUGCCCAUCUAGGAGGGUCUAGUGAUGGAAGCAGCUCGACUUUGGUAGAGCAGCUCAGACAUGAAAAUGCUGAGCUUCGACGCGAAGUGGGUGCUCAAACCUCCAUGCUCACAUCUCGGAACCGGGAGCGAGAACGUCUCUAUCAAGAAAUUGAGGAUCUCAAAUACAAUCAACGACGCGCCGAUGGAGGAAGAUCGGUUGCAGGUGAGAGUAUUUUUGAGCGAUCGGCAUCCCGUGUUAAUCAACGAAACUUUUCACGGGCCGGCGCUGCCACGCGCAUGACUCAAUUGAGUGACCCUGAAAAGGAAGAGCUCGAGAACAAGAACGAUGCUUUGCGGGAUCAGGUGUUGGAACUUCGCCUCAAGAUGCAAGAGAUCGAGCGCAACUAUGCGACAAUGGAAAACCGACUGGGCCUUGCUGAAAGCGAAAAGUUGCAGCAUCAACAAGACAUUCGUCUAUUGGAGAACGACCUGACAGUUUAUAAUCAUGACCUCAGUGUUGUGCAGGCUCAACGCGACGAAGCACUAGCUGUCAACAAAGAUAAAGACGUCGAGUAUGAAGAUCUGAGAAGUGAGGCUCAGCAAGCGAUUGACAAACUCGAAGAAGAAAUCGAUCAAAAGAUUGUACGCAUCGAGAAUCUCGAGCUUGAACUUGAAAAUAGGAAUGAAGAUUUCAAAUCGUUGCAGAACGAGAUGCGGAUGCUGAGCGAAAGCCUGGUGCGCCUUGAGGAUGAACAGCAAUCAAAUGCUCAAAAGGUGCAAAAUCUGGAAGAGGAGCUCGAUGCUGCAAACCAGGAUAUUGAGAGCUACGUGAAGAGCAUUGACGACUCAAACCAAAAAGUCGAGCGGCUGGAAGUCCAACUGGAAUCUCAUGAAGGAGAGAUUGCCUUCCUAAGAGAAGAGCAGGAUGCGGAUAAGAUCAAGAUUGGAGAGCUAGAAGGAUCACUGACGUCGACGCAGUCUAUCUUGCAUCUUGAGCAGGAGAAGGCCAAUGAGCUUGGAGAAAAGCUGGGAGAGGAGCGAUACCAGCGGGAGGUCGUCCUUGCCAAGGAGCGCGAGGAUAAAUUACGCAUCAUUGAGGAACUCAAUCGCGAGGUGUCAAAUGCCAAAGAUGAGAAGCGCAAGCUCAAGAAGAGUAUUGCUGCGAAAGAAGCCGAGGCACUCACUUGGAAACAACGGCUAGCUGAGCUUGAAAACGGUCUGCGUGAGACACUAGGUGACGCGAAUGGCACGCGCACAAGUCUGAUAGAGUCUGUUAUAAAGUUGCAAAAAAUGCUGAGUGCGACUAUGAGCGAGCUCGACAUCACCAAGAAUAACCUUAGCGACAAGGAACGACUGCUCCAAAAUCGGGAUACCCUUCUCGAAAACACUGCUCUUGAGUCGAAGAAACUGUCUGACCUACUUGACCAUGAAAGGCAAGGUCGGCGGCAGGAAAAGGCUCAGUUCGAAAAGGCACAGAGAACUCAUCUUCAAACUAUGCGAACCAUGUCCCAACAAGAGACACGCAUCAUGGAGUUUGAGAACGCAAGGCAGCAAGAACGCCGAAAGGCACACAACCUCGAGCAGCAAUAUAAAAGUCAAUUAGAGGAUCGAAACACUCUUCUUCUCGCGCUGUUUAACCGCCUUUCCACUCUCUGCGGCUCCGAUUGGUCCAAGCAGAAUUGCAAUAUCAAUGGACAAGUGCCCAGUCUCGAAGUCAUCGCCGCAUACUAUCCCAAUUUCAGCAAGACCAUUAUUCUUGCUAUGAAGACCGUCGAGGGUGUACUUGGCGGCGUGAAGACGCGUAUUAGAGCGAUUGAACGAGACCUCACCAAAGAUUAUCAAGAACUCGAGCGCAACGUCCAAGGUCGAUUCAAGCGGCUCGAACGCAUCGAAGGUAUUGUGGCAACUCGAGACUUAUCAAGGGAAUCGCCAGCACCCGGCAAUUCACCGACAUUCACGUCCCUGUCUGGACCUGAAAUCGCCAAGAUCCGCACCGAAAAUAAGAGGCUUAAGGCUGAGCUCAAACACAUGAUACAGCAACACCAACAACUUGGCAGCAAAGAUCAGGCUACUCCUUAUCAUCUCACCCGCUCUGUGACGGAUCCUCCAUUCAACACACCCCGUGUUCCGUCACCAGGUACACUACGACGCACCUCACUCCUUACCCCUUCUACAGCGCUCAACAAACGUUAUUCUGCUUCGGCAGCCGAACACGCGUUCAACACAGCUGCCAAUGCCGGAACUGGUACCAGCGGCAACGAUGCAGUCAGCAGCAGUGCUAGCAAGAGCGGCCUGAGAGACGGUAACGGCAACAGACCUGGUACCGGUACAUCUGGCAGAGAACUCUCUCUAAGCCGCCAACGUCAUCAUCAAAGAGAUGACAGUACCAGUAGCAACAAUGCUGCACCGGCACCUGACGUCCCCACUGCUCCCAAGGAUACCAGCCCUAGUGCCACCACCUCCGACAGCGCCAGUGAAAAGCGCUGGCGCGAACGCCUCAAGGAAAUGGAACGCAGACUAAAAGCGGAGCGUGAAGCCCGCCUGUUGGAUCGAAGCGGUGCCCGACAGCGGCUCGAGGAGGGCAGAGCCCAGAAUGAUGCACUCCGAGAAGAAUUGGAACGGGAACGUGUCAGAAGGGAGUAG